Messenger RNA from Epithele typhae, 279 nucleotides. RefSeq lists its product as uncharacterized. The record is from RefSeq and is a predicted model, not a curated record. Lineage: Eukaryota; Fungi; Basidiomycota; Agaricomycetes; Polyporales; Epitheliaceae. The transcript has 2 exons. Bases 1 to 279 code for a protein of 92 amino acids.
AUGUACAAUCAUCAACAGCUCGCGCUCAUCGAGCGUGGCCCCCUCAAGGACGGACUCGCGGAGUUCGCGGACGACCUCGACCUCGCGCGCUCUCUGUCUUCACCUGGAUCGCACCUCGCCGCCGCGCGUGACGACGGCAUCCGCGUCCUCUACCCAUACCCCUGUGAACAGCUCUUCAACGUCAGCUGUCGACGACUUGCGAAGAAGUUUGGGCCCAUGGACCCGUUGGUGGUGGAGGGGUUGCAGAGGCAGAAGGAGGAGCGCAACGCGGCUGGGUAG